AUGGGCAGCGGCUACUCACACUCAGCACACCUUUUCCAUUUGCUAAUAGGGCCUGGUCAGGCUGGGAGCAACCGUUCCCUGCCUUACCCUGGAGAGCAGGAAGGCACUGAGACCAUCCGUGGGCACCAUGAGGCUGCUUCAAUUGACUGCUCUUUUCUUGCUUUUGGCCACCAGUCUCUGCCGCGGUGAGGACAGCAAAGAUGUUCAAAAUAGUUCUACUCCAUCGCUGGCAGAACCUUCCACAACAAAAGCAUCUGUCACAACACCAGGCACCAUACCACUAACAAAUCUUCACAGAUCAACUGGUGAAACACCUACUGAAGGAAUGAACAACAGUGAAGUAUCCAAAUCACCUUUGGUGCCAGCACUCAAUUUACUGACAACACCAAAACAUGAAGUGAAAGCAACAACUGAUGGUCUCCUAACGAAUGAAGUUUUCACUAUAAAAACAACAGUGCCAAAUACUUCGAUUUCAAAUGCUGUUUCAACGCUACCAAAUUCCCAGCACAAGACUGAGAAUCAGAGUUCAAUCAGGACAACAGAAAUAUCAGUUACCACUCAACUGCCAGAUGCCUCACCAAAAACCACUGAGAUACUCUCUGCAUCUCUAACAACUGCAAAAACCAUCUCCCAGCUUCAAGAUACUGAAGAUGGGAAGAUUGCAGUCACUCCAUCAACCACCCCCUCCUAUUCCAGUAUUAUUUUGCCCGUGGUUAUUGCGCUGAUUGUUAUAACACUCUUGGUGUUUACUCUGGUGGGUUUGUAUCGAAUAUGCUGGAAGAGAGACCCAGGUACUCCAGAAAAUGGAAACGAUCAGCCUCAGUCCGAUAAAGAGAGUGUGAAACUGCUCACUGUUAAGACAAUCUCUCAUGAAUCUGGUGAACACUCUGCACAGGGGAAAACCAAGAACUGACAUCGUGAUGGAUCCUCCCUACACCUGGGCAAUAAAUAUGCUUCAGCUUCAGCUUCUAAACUCCAAGGGGUGGAAAGAAGAAAAAGUCCACACAAUGUCCAAUCUUCUCACCAGUCUACACCAGUUGCCUGUCCCAGCAAAGGAAUGGCAGACAUACCAUCACCUGAGAACUCUGGAUAUCUCCUGUGUGAGAUAUAGAAAAUCAAAUGACUUUAGUUUUCAGGGACUGUUCUAGGAGGAACUGUGAGCCCCAGCCCAGGGCAGCUGGAAGACAUGCUGUAGCUGAAUUUAGACUUUCCAGGUUUUAUAGCCUCGAUCUGUGGAGACUUGCCUGUUUUCUUUGUGUUCUUGUGUUAGCCAGUGUCAGUAUUUAUUGUUUCCCACUGUGUUAAUGCAGGGAGAGUUUUAUAAGUGUGUUAAUAAAUGUUAAAUAGGAAUCAUGCCAUGUUUCUCUGUAGAGACAGGUAUGUUAUUCAUGUUUUCAAGUGUUACUUUUAAUAAAUAAUGGCUGUACUCAGAAUGCUAAAUAUUACAUCAUGACUGAUGUGGCAUUGUAAUCCCAUACUUUCGGCUAGCUUUGGGUUGAUAUUUUGAAAUAUUAAGAUUCAUCAGAAUAUGCGGAAAACAUCUGUAAAAAGCACCAAAGGACUCAAGUAUAAGCCAGUAGUAGAGGGGAAAAAAUUAGCAUUUCUUUUGUUUCUCUCACUUGUAAUUC
Molecule: messenger RNA, 1628 nt
Organism: Apodemus sylvaticus (European woodmouse)
Lineage: Eukaryota; Metazoa; Chordata; Mammalia; Rodentia; Muridae
Gene: Emcn
Product: endomucin
Exons: 12
Coding region: 128-913 (261 amino acids)
Source: RefSeq, a predicted model, not a curated record